Messenger RNA from Bombyx mori (domestic silkworm), 1020 nucleotides. RefSeq names its product cuticular protein RR-1 motif 54 (gene CPR54). The record is from RefSeq and is marked provisional. Gene Ontology annotation, molecular function: structural constituent of chitin-based larval cuticle. Gene Ontology annotation, cellular component: chitin-based extracellular matrix. Lineage: Eukaryota; Metazoa; Arthropoda; Insecta; Lepidoptera; Bombycidae.
ACACUACAACAUGACGCCAUUUGCAAGAUUGGCGUUUCUAGCAUUCAUCGCGUAUGCGGCGGCCCAGUACAAUGAGGACCGCGCCCCUCGAUACAUAGCCACUGAGCCUAAAGAAGUCUCCACGCCUGUGCCCAUACUGAAACAGAUAAACAGACACAACGAAGACGGCUCCUACACUUAUGGCUAUGAAGCCGCCGAUGGAUCCUUCAAGAUCGAGACUAAAUCGCAAGCAGGUGAUGUGAAGGGCAAAUAUGGAUACAAGGACGACACUGGCAAGCUACGAGUGAUUGAGUACGGCGCCAACAAAUACGGAUUCCAGCCAGCCGGCGAGGGCAUCACCGUUGCGCCUCCAACCCUCGUCGACGAGUCGACCAGGGACGAGGGACUCAGACCCGGGAAGUCGCAGGGAGGUCGAUCACAGUACCGAGCCCCGGCUCCACAACCAGACUAUGACUACGAGGAACCCGCGCCUGCACCGCCCCCGCGACCCCGUCCCCAACCGCAACCACAACCCCAGUACCGCGCCCCCGCCCCUCGUCCACAACCCCAGCCACAACAACAAUACAGACCGGCCCCGCAACCUCAGCAACAGUACAGACCGAACCCCCAACCACAACAGCAAUACCGGCCUGAACAAUCUGCUGCCCCGACUCCACCUAAGCCGGCGUUCUUCUCUGGUGCUGCCCCGGCGCCUGUAGAGAACAACUUCUUCGAACCCGAGCCAGCGCCCAGACCGCGCCCGAAGCAGGAUUUCAGACCAGCCCCUCAGUUCCAGUCCUUCGCUCCAGCCCAGGACUUCGCUCCUUCACCGCCACAACAACAACGCUAUACCACAGCCAACCAGUUCCCUCAGCAGAAGAGCCAGCCGUACUCCAUGCUGGACCAGCUCUUGAAAGAAUACUCUUUGCCUCAGGGUGGCGCUGCGCCCCUCCACGACAUCACCUUCGGAUCCUAUUAGUCUAUUAGGAAUGUUGUAAAUAUGUAAUGUAUUGUAAUUAAAGAAAUUAAAUUGAGUUCGUU